Molecule: messenger RNA, 1988 nt
Organism: Saccostrea cuccullata (small rock oyster)
Lineage: Eukaryota; Metazoa; Mollusca; Bivalvia; Ostreida; Ostreidae
Product: organic cation transporter protein-like
Exons: 11
Coding region: 193-1848 (551 amino acids)
Biological process (GO): transmembrane transport
Cellular component (GO): membrane
Molecular function (GO): transmembrane transporter activity
Source: RefSeq, a predicted model, not a curated record
GGUUUGAGUCAUACAAAGCUAUACAACAAGUAACUCAUUUUUUGUUAAAAAUCUUCAUAAUGUACUUAUCUUUAAGUCUCAGUCUGCUACCAAUCAUUCGGAUUUUCGGUUUAGUAUAAAACUGAAGUGUUGGACUCUUAUCUUUUCAAAGGCAUAGAUCACUACAGGACAUAGCUCUGACAAGGACCGACAAUGCGCUUUGACGACGCGUUGAAGUUGGUGGGUGAAUUUGGGUUGUACCAGAAGCGUCUUUACCUGAUACUAUGUAUCGUGGCUAUCAGCAAUGCCUUGUUUAUGAUGGGACUCAUCUUUCAUCUCUAUACUCCAGACCAUAGGUGUAAAAUACCUGGGCUAGAAAAUGACACCUGGGAAAUUCAAAGUCCAGCGCAUGCUCAUCUCAUUAAUUUGACCAUUCCUCCAUCAAAUAUGCCUCUUUUUGAAUAUGACCGAUGUCACGUGAUUGACAUGCGCACAUCUGGAAACCACAGUGGAACUGCAGGGGUCAUAGAGUGCAGUGAAUGGGUGUACGAUACCAGUGUUUUCUACGUGACAUUUACUUCAAUGCAUAAUCUGGUGUGUGGAGACAAAUGGAAGACGUCAAUGAUCCAGGCUGUGUAUUUCCUCGGUGUUCUUUGUGGGGAUCUGGGUUUUGGUAUGCUGGCUGACGUUAUAGGACGCCGCACUACAUUCACGCUGUGCGCAGUGAUAUUGACCGGGGUGUCGUUUGGUGCCUCCUAUGCCCCGGAUGUCAUCAGUCUAACAAUUCUGGAGUUCAUGUGUGGUGCAGCCAUGCAUGCCGCCUUCAUUAUAGCCUGUAUAUUAAGCAUUGAAUUUGUCGGUCCAUCCAAGCGGGUAUUUGUUGGAGUUCCUAUCCACAUGUUUUUUGCAACCGGAAUUGUCGUUCUUUCGGGCUUUGGUUACUUCUUCAGAAAUCAUCAACAGGUGCAGAUUGCUACAGCAUGCACGUGUAUUAUAUACAUGUUCUAUUGGUGGAUAAUUCCCGAGUCUGCACGUUGGUUGGUCACGCAGGGAAAAUACAAAGAGGCCUCAGCUAUCUUAGAGAACAUAGGGAAAGUUAACAAGAAGGCUAUUGAGGGAGAAGGCACAAUAUUUGACGAGAAGACCCUGGAGUUACCUAAAGGAGCACAGCUCUGGCAUCUGUUUCAGCAUCGGAUUUUGUGUAUUCGAACACUCAUUAUUUUUUUCAACUGGAUGAUCGUAAGUAUGAUGUAUUAUGGAGUCACUAUGCACGCUCGUUACCUCGGGGGGAACUUCUUUCUCAACUUUUUUAUCAUGGCUGUUGUUGAAUAUCCGGCAAAUAGCUCGACUAUUUACUUCCUGGAGAGGUUUGGGCGGAAGAAGACACAUUGUGCCUGUAUGUUUGUAGGCGGCAUAGCUUGCCUGUUGACAAUAUUUACUGUUCUAUAUGGCGGCGCAGAAAUGGAGCCAGCUACAAUAACACUCGCCGUCAUAGGGAAGAUGGGGAGUGCUGCGGCGUUUGGGGUCAUCUACACUUUUUCAGAGGAGCUUUUUCCCACCGUUGUCCGGAAUGGGGGGCUGGGUGCUAGCUCAAGUGUAGCGAGAAUUGGGGGGAUGCUGGCGCCCUACGUGGCAAAAUCGGGUGAGGAAAUCGGCGGAGAUUUCGGUAAAGCCUUCCCUCUUGUUGUAUUUGGUGCAGUCAGUAUUCUGGCGGGCUGCCUAGCUCUAGUUUUACCAGAGACCCUCCAUAAAAAAUUACCCGAAACCAUCGAGGACGCUAAGAUAUUCGGAUCUGAAAAACAUCCAGUAUAUGAAAGCGUCGAAAUAGAUUAUAAAGACAAAGAAGAAGAAAAUGGGAAAUUAUUAUAGGAUGUGGCAUAAAAAUAAGUCAUAAACAGCAUGUUCCUGACUCAGAUAUGAUGUAGUUUACUACGAGUAAGAUUAUACAUCUACCAGGUCAUCUGAAUAUUUGUGCAGCGUAAUUUUUCAAUAAAACUGAUAAAUCAAGA